AUGAUGGUAGCUAAUAGCUUCGAUCUCUGGCAAAAGGAUGUUUUUUUCUCCGCAGCCGAAGAGGUUCAAGAAUCUGCCGAUAUAUUGGAAUCUGCGUAUAGAUUGUGGAUUAAAGAGAAGAAAGAAGGUCGAGUUUACGUUGAAUCAGACGAGCUCUGCAAAGAACUUCAUGCAGCUUUGAGCACAGCCAAAUGGCAGUUGGAAGAGUUUGAGAGGGCAGUGAGGUUGAGCCAUGGAAAUUGUCGCGACGACACUACCUUAACCAGGCAUAAACAAUUUGUCGCCGCUAUCGAAAACCAGAUUUAUCGAGUUGAAUCUGCUCUGCAAGAGGCUUUAAGCGAGAAUGGAAAACAACCUUUGCGUUGGGUGGAUCUUAACAAAGAAGAACGUGACGACCUUGCCAUGUUUCUAUCUGGAUCUUCUCAAACCUCAGAGAGUUUAAACAGUGAAAGCAUCAACUUGAGAGAUUCCUCUACAAGUUCCGUAGCAGAAAAUACACGUGGGAUGAACGGCAGAAGAGAGGCUAGAUUUUACGGUGACAGUCCCGAUUGUGUGAUUGACAUUGAUGAGAGAGGAAGCCCGGAAAGCGCUGGUUCCAUUAUCCGCAUGCAGGCAGAUAAAAAAGGCGGUACAAGAAGAACAUGGAGUUCACCAAAUGUACCGAAUAUCAGUGCGUUGAGGAUUAAUGUUUCUGUUGAUGCCAAAGAAGAUGAGAGGAAGAAACUUCUGUCGCAAAUCGAAGCCACUCCUAAAGAAAAAGGAUAUAAACCUCUGUUUUGGAUGCAAAGAUGUCGUGAUUAUAAUCAGCUCUUUGACAGAGUUGGUUAUUAUCAAAGGCGUUUUCGCGCUCCAAUUAGCCGCCCGAUUCAGCUCAUUCUUUCCUUAAUGCUAAUCUUGUUUCUUCUAUGUUUUUAUACAGAUUCUUGCUUAUUUGGGCACACGAAUGUUAGAUACUACAUGAUUCAACAUCUCUCAAGAAGGAAGAGAGGUCAUUAA
This is a messenger RNA of Arabis nemorensis, 996 nucleotides long. NCBI's taxonomy places the organism in Eukaryota, Viridiplantae, Streptophyta, Magnoliopsida, Brassicales, Brassicaceae. The record is from the annotation of a GenBank genome assembly.